GUCCAUAAUGUCUGUAUCCCUCGUCUCCAAUGCCUACCUCGACGACGCCUCGAUAAAGAUUCGCUCAAAGCCGGUUCCCUGGGAGGGUUACCAGAGAGCCGAUCUCAUCACCUCUGAAGAACUCGCCCUCAUCAAGAAAGUGGACAGGCAACCAAAGACAAAGAUUGAGUCCAUUUUGUUGUCGGACGCUCGCACGUAUGCGUCGCUGUAUCUUCGCCUUCUCAAGAAACUCCAGCGGGUGGACACUAUGCAGUACAUCCUUGUUCUUAUAGCUGAUGCGCUCACUGACCACGAUGAACGGAUACCUCUUUUCACCUCCACCGUCGAAACCGACCCAGAACUUCCUUAUGGUCCCCUGCUACGGACCCUUGAUACCCAAGACGAAUUUAUGCAACUGAAGGCUGCGCAGAUCCUGACUGUCCUCCUUUGCUCUGAAUCAUACCCAUUACAACAUCAAUAUCUUCAGCCAUUUCUUGUUACGCUUGCUGGAUUCGUUCAAGGAAAGUCGCCUAAUAGGCGUGAUGUCGCAGUUCAAUGUUUAGAGGCACUCCUGACGCGACCAGAAUGUCGCCAAGCCGUUUGGGACAUAGCUGGCAUAAUCGUUGGGUCGCCUUUUCAAUUAUGGCUUCUGUCAUUCGAACAAAAUAUUGCUGAACAAUUCGACAAAAAGUACGAUAUAAUCCCCCUCCUCAUUGAUGUCGCUCAAGGCGCAGCGAAGGAAAAGGUCAUCCGCGUCAUCGCCGCCACCUUCCGAAACCUUCUUACUAAAGCACCCGCAGCUAAUCUUCCUGCCAUGCUAGUUUCGCAGCUGCUUCCAUUCGCAAAGAACCUCUGCACGCGGAAAUUCACAGAUGAGGAUAUCGUAGAAGAUGUCCAGUUUCUUCGUGAUGAACUCAAUGAGAAUUUCUACAGCCUAACAACAUACGAUGAAUAUACAUCAGAGCUAUCUUCUGGACAUCUCUCUUGGACACCUGUGCACGAAUCUGAUGAUUUCUGGAAGGAGAAUGCCACCAAGCUCAAUGAGCAAGACUGCCAGCAGUUGAAGCUAUUAUUGAAGCUUUUAAAGGAAUCUAGUGAUCCUACCGUGCUCGCCGUUGCCGCUCAUGAUGUUGGUCAGUACGUCAAGCAUUGUGAGAGGGGCAAGAAAUUGGUUACAGACCUUGGUGGCAAGACGCGCGUAAUGGAACUCAUGACCCACGAAGACCCCGAUGUUCGAUACCGUGCCCUAAUGUCUGUGCAACAGCUUAUCAGUCAGCCUUGGGUCACUGUCUAACGCAUAUCUCGGACUUGUAAGUAGUACAUAUAGUUGCUAGUAAUAUCAUCGGACAGAAUAACGGUAAACUAA
Molecule: messenger RNA, 1345 nt
Organism: Desarmillaria tabescens
Lineage: Eukaryota; Fungi; Basidiomycota; Agaricomycetes; Agaricales; Physalacriaceae
Product: armadillo-type protein
Exons: 11
Coding region: 8-1273 (421 amino acids)
Biological process (GO): proton transmembrane transport
Cellular component (GO): fungal-type vacuole membrane; vacuolar proton-transporting V-type ATPase, V1 domain
Molecular function (GO): proton-transporting ATPase activity, rotational mechanism
Source: RefSeq, a predicted model, not a curated record